AUGCCUUUAAGACCAUCAAAAAGUGCCCUGCGCACUCUGCACUACCAGAGAUACAUUGCCUCUGGGCGAAGAACCUUUGCUACUUCUGCUGCGGUCUCGACGCCCCACCGCUUUUCGACUCAGAAGCGCGACCAGAGCACAGCAACGGCCACUGCUUCCACAUCUCGUCCCCGACCUAGCCCUGCCUUCAACCAGGAACCCAGCCGCAAUGAAGUGUCGCCUCUCCAGAACCGACAGCUCCCCGAGCUCGACGACUCCUUCGUCGGCCUCAGCGGUGGUGAGAUCUUCCACGAGAUGAUGCUGCGCCUGGGUGUGAAACACGUCUUUGGUUACCCUGGAGGUGCCAUUCUCCCCGUUUUCGACGCCAUCUAUAACUCCAAGCAUUUCGACUUCGUUCUGCCUCGACAUGAACAGGGUGCCGGCCACAUGGCGGAGGGUUAUGCUCGUGCUUCAGGGAAGCCUGGUGUUGUCCUCGUCACCUCUGGUCCCGGUGCUACCAAUGUCAUCACCCCCAUGCAGGAUGCCCUCUCCGACGGUACCCCCAUGGUUGUCUUCUGUGGUCAGGUCGUCACUACCUCCAUCGGUACCGACUCUUUCCAGGAAGCCGACGUGGUUGGUAUCUCUAGGGCGUGCACCAAGUGGAACGUUAUGGUCAAAUCCGUCGCCGAGCUUCCCCGCCGUAUCCAAGAAGCUUUCGAAAUCGCCACUAGCGGUCGCCCUGGCCCCGUCCUCGUCGACCUUCCCAAGGACAUCACCGCUGGCAUCCUUCGCAAGCCCAUUCCCAUGCAGAGCACUCUCCCCUCUCGCCCAAGCGCCGCGACUCUGGCAGCCAAGGAAUUGAGCGAGAAGCAGCUUCACAGCACUAUCAAUCGUGUGGCCCGUCUUGUCAACGUCUCCAAGAAGCCCGUUCUUUACGUUGGCGCCGGUAUUCUCGAAAACCCUGAUGGACCCAAGCUUCUGAAGGAGCUGGCCGACAAGGCCAAUAUUCCCGUGACAACCACCCUCCAGGGUCUCGGUGGUUUCGACGAACUUGAUCCCAAGGCGCUGCAUAUGCUCGGUAUGCACGGCUCUGCAUAUGCCAACCUGGCCAUGCAGGAGGCCGAUUUGAUCAUCGCCAUUGGUGCCCGUUUCGAUGACCGUGUCACAGGCAGCAUCGCCAAGUUCGCCCCUCAGGCCAAGCUCGCUGCCGCGGAGAACCGUGGUGGUAUCGUUCACUUUGAGAUCAUGCCCAAAAACAUCAACAAGGUGGUGCAGGCGAACGAGGCUGUGGAGGGUGACUGUGCCGAGAACAUUCGUCACCUUCUUCCCCUCGUUGAGGCUGUUCCUGAGCGCCAGGAGUGGUUCGAUCAGAUCAACGACUGGAAGUCCCGCUUCCCGCUUUCCCUUUACGAGAAGCAGACUCCUGAAGGCCCCAUCAAGCCGCAGGCUCUGAUCGAGAAACUCAGUGACCUCACUGCUCACAUGAAGGACCGCACUAUCAUCACUACUGGUGUUGGCCAGCAUCAAAUGUGGACCGCUCAGCACUUCCGCUGGCGCCGUCCUCGCUCCAUGAUCACCUCCGGUGGUCUUGGUACCAUGGGAUACGGUCUUCCCGCUGCUAUUGGAGCCAAGGUUGCCCGUCCUGACUGCCUUGUCAUUGAUAUUGAUGGCGAUGCCUCCUUCAACAUGACUCUGACUGAACUCACCACCGCCGCCCAGUUCAACAUUGGUAUCAAGGUCCUUCUCCUUAACAACGAGGAGCAGGGCAUGGUGACCCAAUGGCAAAACCUGUUCUAUGAGGACCGCUACUCUCACACUCACCAGAAGAACCCUGAUUUCGUCCGUCUCGCUGAGGCAAUGGGUGUCUCUGCCCAGCGUUGCACUGCGCCUUCAGAUGUGGAGGCUAAGCUGAAAUGGCUGAUUGAGAGCGAUGGACCUGCUUUGCUCGAGGUUAUGACCGACCGCAAGGUGCCUGUGUUGCCCAUGGUUCCCGGCGGAAGCGGCUUGCACGAGUUCCUUGUCUUUGAUGAAGCCAAGGACCGUGAGAGGAGGGCUUUGAUGAAGAAGAGGAACCCGAACGGCAUCUAA
This is a messenger RNA of Aspergillus mulundensis, 2067 nucleotides long. RefSeq names its product acetolactate synthase catalytic subunit. Gene Ontology annotation, molecular function: magnesium ion binding; thiamine pyrophosphate binding; acetolactate synthase activity. Gene Ontology annotation, biological process: L-valine biosynthetic process. Gene Ontology annotation, cellular component: mitochondrion; acetolactate synthase complex. The record is from RefSeq and is a predicted model, not a curated record. The coding region runs from base 1 to 2067 and encodes 688 amino acids. Lineage: Eukaryota; Fungi; Ascomycota; Eurotiomycetes; Eurotiales; Aspergillaceae. The transcript is spliced from 5 exons.